AUGAUUGUGUCACGACAAGUAAUUCGAUCAGUGGUAAGAAAAAGUUUUAAUCGAUUGUGUUCGGCUAACGUUGUUGCACUGCCCUCCGGUUCUACCAAAGAGGCAUUAAAAGAAUUACGAAGAAAAACUGGAUACAGCUAUGUAAAUUGCCGCAAAGCACUGAAUGAAUUUGGACCAGAUAAUCUGGAUGAGGCUAUCAAAUGGUUGAAAAAAAGGGCUAUAGAAGAGGGCUGGGAGAAAGCUGCAAAACUUGGUGAUAGACCAACAAGACAAGGUAUUGUAUCAGUGAUGACAAAGGGCAAUAAAGCAGCUAUCGUUGAAUUGAACUGUGAGACGGAUUUCGUCUCUAGAAAUGAGGAUUUUAAACGAUUGGUUGAAGAUGUGACUAAAGCGGUUUUGCAUGCUGCUGACCGGGAUGGAACGAGUACUCAUGGUUUUGAGUUAUUGAAUUCAAAUAUUAAUUCUCUUAAAACAUCAGAAAAUGGUAUGCUAGUGAAAGAUUUGAUUACUGAAGCAAUCGGUAGACUUGGUGAGAAUAUAACCCUUUCAAGAGCGCAGCUAAUAUUGGCACCACCUAAUGUUCAACUUUUUGGCUAUGCACAUCCCAAAGAAGGUACCGACAGAGUGUACAUGGGAAGAUAUGUAUCGGUUGUUGGUCUGAAAGGAUCGAACAAAACUGAUUUCCCAACAGAAAAGCUGGGAUUUCAAUUAUGUCAACACGUUGUAGGGAUGAGAUCUUUAACACUGGGUACACCGUUGCCUGUAAAGAAAACAUCUGUAAAAGAUGAGGUAUCUCAGGAUGACGAAAUCAACGCAUUUUAUAACGGAGAGGUUACGCAUAUCGAUGAAAAUGAAACUCAGCUAUUAAGGCAGUCGUUCAUGUUGAAUCCUUCACAAACAGUUCAUGAAUACGUUACUGGCCAUGGAGCGAGUAUUGUUGAUUUUUAUCGCACUGAAUUAAGUAGUAAUGUGAGCGAAGAGUCUUUUCAAAGCUAA
Messenger RNA from Brugia malayi, 996 nucleotides. RefSeq lists its product as uncharacterized. Gene Ontology annotation, cellular component: mitochondrial matrix. The record is from RefSeq and is a predicted model, not a curated record. The transcript has 8 exons. Gene Ontology annotation, biological process: mitochondrial translational elongation. NCBI's taxonomy places the organism in Eukaryota, Metazoa, Nematoda, Chromadorea, Rhabditida, Onchocercidae. The coding region runs from base 1 to 996 and encodes 331 amino acids. Gene Ontology annotation, molecular function: protein binding; translation elongation factor activity.